Messenger RNA from Tetrahymena thermophila SB210, 1167 nucleotides. Its product is annotated as translation initiation factor IF-3. The record is from RefSeq and is a predicted model, not a curated record. Gene Ontology annotation, biological process: ribosome disassembly; translational initiation. The transcript is spliced from 9 exons. Gene Ontology annotation, cellular component: mitochondrion. Gene Ontology annotation, molecular function: translation initiation factor activity; ribosome binding. NCBI's taxonomy places the organism in Eukaryota, Ciliophora, Oligohymenophorea, Hymenostomatida, Tetrahymenidae.
AUGUUUUCAAAGGGUUUAUUAACAAAAGUUUUAGGGAAGAAUUUAUUUAAAUAAUGCGGUCUUCAUAAUACUUUAAAGUAUGGAUUUGCUUUCCCAACUUAACCUUCAGACUACGCUAAUUUGAAGAAGCUGUCAUAACUUAUGAAUGCUAAAUAAUUAGAUAUUAAUGAGGAAAUCGAUUAUGAUGGUUAAGUUAGAUUAAUUAAUUCCAAUAACAAGCAAUUAGGUGUCAUGCCCUUCGAAGAAGCUUUCAAUAAAGCCAAAGAUAUGAAUUUAGAUAUAGUUCUCGUUAAUAGCCAAUCUAACCCAGUUAUUUGCAAAACAGUUAACUAUAAAGAAGAAAUUUACUCCAAAUUUGCUAAAGAAAUUAUUUCUUAAGAAGCUGAAUCACGUAAGGUUGAUAGCAAAAAGCCUAAAAAGUAGAUCUAGAUAUCUAUUAACAUUUCAAAUGCAGAUAUUAGAACAAAGGCAUAAAUCUGUAGGGAUAUUUCUAAAAAGAAUCCAUAGAUUAAAGUCUUCAUAUAAACAAAUGAUGCCUAAGAAGAGUAAGCCAAAAAUAUUCUUUACACCUUUAAGGAUUUAGUAAAAGAAGACUUAGUUAGUGAACAUGACUUGAUGGUUAGAAGUUUAUUAAAAGACGAAUUAGAUUCUGAAGAUUUAUUUAACGAUAAGAAGGCUACUAAGCAAGUUGAAUUGCACUUAUAAACUAUUGAAUUCAAUCAAACUUAAUCAACAUACUCUACUGAAUUAAUUAAAAAGCUUGUUGAUUAAUAUCUUAGAGAACUCAACAAUCCUAAGAAAGAUGAUGCAGUCAUUGAAGAACUCAAGACAUCAAGUAAAACUCUUAAGCAACUCGAAAGAUUUGAAAGCAACAGCAAAUUGUUGGUUAGUGAAUAGUCUCUUGAAGAAUAAAUUAAUGAAUUCGCUAAGGAUAUUAAGGAUGAAGAAGAAGAUGAAAAUAUGGAUAAAUAUCUUUCUGCCUUAGAAGAAAUUUCAAAAAGAUAGAAGAGAUCAAUUCAUGAUAUUUAGGAUGAAAUCGAUAAUUUAAGAUUUAGACUUUAGACAUCAAAAGAAUAGGCUUUGGUUCUAAGUUUGUUAGAAAGAGAAGAAAAGCGUCUUCGUGACUACAAGAGAACUUUAAAGCUAGCAAAAGCUGUUAGAAAUUGA